Messenger RNA from Entamoeba nuttalli P19, 4629 nucleotides. RefSeq lists its product as hypothetical. The record is from RefSeq and is a predicted model, not a curated record. Bases 1 to 4629 code for a protein of 1542 amino acids. Gene Ontology annotation, cellular component: extrinsic component of membrane. Lineage: Eukaryota; Evosea; Mastigamoebida; Endamoebidae. Gene Ontology annotation, biological process: protein targeting to vacuole; protein retention in Golgi apparatus. The transcript has 2 exons.
AUGAGAACUAGAUUUCGAUUAGAAAUAAAAUGUCAAAAUUAUAAUGAAAAGAAAGAAAUGGAUAUAGUUACAAUCCAAUCACAGUUUAAGUCAUUACAAGUGAGUGAUGAAAACAAACCAAUAAUUGUGUUAAGUAAAAAUACUCCAUUUGAACUAGAAGCCAAGAUAGGAAAAGAGUCUGAAUUAAAUAUUAAAAUGAAUAGACCACAAUUAAUUUGUAUUCCAAGAGAUAUUAAUAAAUUACAAGAAUAUUGGGGACAAAUAUUAAAAUUUAUAGGUGGAUAUCUCAAAGUAAAUACAGAAACACCUUUUAAAGUAAAUAUUGAUAUUAGUGAUGGAUUAAUAUUAUUCGAAGAUAAUCAAGAGCGGUGUGUAAUGGCAUUAGAAUAUUCAACAAAAGGAAAUAUUGUUACACAAAAUACUAUUCAACAUUUAGAUAAAAAAAUUAUUACAAAUGAAUUAAAAUCACUUUGUUUAGAAUUUAAUAAUAUUUCUAUGAAAUCAACUCAACACGAAAUACUUAGUAAAACUAAAUUUACAUUAUCCAUUUCUAAAACAUCACAAAACCAUCAAUUUCAACCAAAUUUAUUAAUUAAUUUUACAUCAAAUAAUCUUCAUUUCUUUAUUGGAGUUUAUGAAUUCUUUAUUCUCCAACAUCUUUUUCAACAAUUAAAUGAUAAUUUAAAAGUAUUCUUUAAACAAAAUAUAAAAGAGUCUAUUCAGCGUAAAUGUACUAUUUAUCAACCUUUUGUUUCACAACAAAAACCAAUUAUUCUUCCAAUUAAAACAGCGCCAUCAUUACGUUCAUAUAAAGUGAGUAUUCCAAGUAUUACAUUAAAAAUUGCUACAGAUAUUAAAUGUAUUAAAAUAAUUAUUAACGAUUUUAAUAUUGAUGGUAAAAGUGGAGUAUUAACAAAUGUAUUUUCUUUAGAAAUUGAUUGUUUUAAUGCAGAUAAACAAAAAUAUGAAUCAUUAAUUGACAUGACAACAAUAAAAUGUGCUUGGAUUGGUACAUCAACCAGAAUCUUCUUUGAAAAAAAUUUAAAUGUAAAUAUUACACCUCAUGCAAUUCUUUCUAUUAGUUCAUUAUUAAAUGUAGUUAAUUCAUUUAAUAGAGAAAUUAAUGAUAUUUCACAAAUUAUUACACCUAAACAAGAAGAACAAUUACCAAUAUUACAACCAUUUUCAUUACUAAAUUAUAGUGGAAUGGAUUUAGAAAUAAUCAUUUCUAAUAUGAAAUUAUUUGUUAAAAUGAAUUCUUCAAUUGACUUACCUGAAGGAAGUUUACUUCAAAUUAAAAUGGUUGGAUAUAAAGAUAUUUCUUUUACUAUUGGUGGUAUUAAACAAAUUAUUGAAUUAACUUCAUUAAAAACAAAUAAACAUGGUGGAUAUUUAAUUAUUGAAAGAAAUUCAUUAAGAGAAUUAAAAAUAAGUUCAUCAAUUAGUGUUUUAAAUCAAACAAAUGAAAAAGUUAAAGUUUAUGUUUCUACACCAUCUAAACCAAAUAUCAUUUCAUUUUCAUUAAAACCUCAAGAUAUUUAUUAUUUUCAACCAAUAUUUAGUAGAACAUAUUUUUCAAUUGCUGUAACUCCUAUAAAUGAACCAAUUCCUCUUCCAAACCCUUCAUACACUGGACAUAUACCAACUGAAACAAGUGAAUUUAAUAAACAAUGGGAAGCUCCAAUUACUAAAUUAUUUGGUUCAGCUCCUGUUAAAAUUUUAAUGAUUUCUCCUAAAGUAGGAGUUCCUCAAUUAAAUAAAGAAAAGAAAUAUAUCAGAACAGUUAAUUUUAUUAUUCAACAUCCUUAUAUAUUUCAUUCUCAUUUACCUUCAACAUUAUUAUUAACUUUAUUUGAUACAAAUAAAACACAACUUAUUAUUCCACCUUUUGGAACGUUAAGUUAUGCUCAUAAUAAUGAAAGACUCAGUGGAUUUAUUAAAAUACUUAAUGAUUGUAUUGAUGGAUUUACAAUGGAACCAACAAUAUUAUUACUAAAUUCAGAAGAAUUUUAUUUAUUUCCAUCUAAUCUUCGUUCAAGAAGAAUUGUAUUUAAUUCACCAACACAAGUAAAUUAUAUUUUAAUGAGAUUUGAAGAAAAUGAAAAUUAUCCAACUAAUGUUCAUUUUGGAGUUAAUCAAUUUGUACAAAAUCAAACAUUAAUUCCAUUAAUUUAUAAUAAUAUUUCAUUACCAACAAAUGGAAGUUUAGUACCAAUGACACAGUUUUGUGAAGAUAAUAUAAAAAUAAAUAAUAAAUAUAUUAAUGGAAUAUUAAUGUUAAAAAGUGAUCAAAAUAAUAGUAAUAAUAAUAAAUUAAAAGAAGUUCUUCUUCCAAAUGAAGAAAAUGGAAUUGUUCUUCUUGGAAAUCCUCCUAUUGAAAUUGUUUAUUCAAAAAGUAUUGAAGAAAAAAGUAACAAAGAAAUAAUUAUUUUAAAACAACGGUAUGUUAUUCAUAAUAGAACUGAACAUAAAAUUAAAUUUUAUUGUUCUCAAUUCCCUCAUGGAACAAAUGUUAUGGCUAAAGGAUAUGCUCCUUGUAAUGUUAGUGGAGAGUUUGAAAUGUCAUUAGAAAUUGAAAUAAAUAAUGAAUUAUUUGAAAGUGAACAAUUUAAAAUUAAUAAAGAAGUAAAUUGUCAAAUGAUUUUAAGUUCAAAAAAUGAAAGAUAUAUUAUCAUUUCAAUUAAUAUUACUUUAAAUCAAAUGGAAUAUAUAAUUUGUAUUGAUGAAAUAGAAGAUUAUUAUUUAUGUAUUCAAAAUUAUACAAAUAUUCCAAUUACUUUUGCUCAAACAAAUACAAUUCAUACGUAUACAAUUCAACCUAAUCAAUCACUUCCUUUUGCAUGGACAGUACCAACAUUAAAACAUACAUUACAAUUAUAUGAUAAAAAUAAUACAAUUAUUAAUCCAAUUAUUUCUUCUCAACAUCAUCAAUUAGAAUUUAAUAAUAAUGAAAAAAAGAAAAUUGAAAUUGUUUAUUCUUCUUUUUCAUUAGAAAAAUCAACAACAUUUAUUAAUUUUACUUUAAGUUCUGUUUAUGAAAAUUCUUUAAAUACAAUUCCUUUAUAUGAUUUUAAUAUUAUGUUCUCUAAUUUUGGAAUAUCAAUUCUUAUUAAUGAUAAUGAAUUUCUUUAUAUUUCUUUAUUUAAUAUGCAAUUAAAAUUAGUUCAAACGUUUUCACAUUCAGGUAUUGAAUUUUCUAUUGAUUAUAUUCAAAUUGAUAAUCAAGACGUUACUUUAAUUAAUAGUAAACCGGUAAUUUUAUCUCCUUCUCCUUCAGAUUGGAUUCAAUUUAAUAAACAAAAUUAUUUCCAUGUUGGUUGUAAAUUAUUAAGAACAGGUAUUAAUGAAUUAACAAGUCAUUCAUUACAUAUUGUUGAAAUGACAGUCGCAAUUCAAACAACAGAAAUUCAAAUUGACCCUGCUUUUCUUGCUAGAGCAAUAGAAAUUUAUUCUAUUUAUCAUUCAAUUGUUAAAAAUAUUUUUAAAUCUUCCACUACUAAACAAAACGUUGAAACAAAUAAAUUUUAUAUUAAAAUUGAAAAAUUCAUUUGUAAUUCUAUUGCCUUCCAUCUUACUAUUAAUCCUUCUCAAAAAGAACCUCCUCCUCUUUCUGAAUCAGCAACAACUUUACAUCAUUUAACACAAAUGAAUGCUGUAAAAAAUGUACCAAUUGUUAUUCAUAAAUUUAGUUCAAAACCUAUUGAAAUGGAAUUAUUACAAUUUAUUAAAAUAAUUAUUAAAUACUUUUCAAAAGAAAUUGAUUUCCCUUCAAUAAAAAAACAAUGGGCAAGUGGAAUUAUUGGUUUAAAUAAUAUUCGUUUAUCAUAUGAAACUGUUGAUUAUAAAACUUUCGAAAGAUAUGUAAUUCCAAUGAAAUUAUUUAAAGAUGUAGAAAAAAAAAUACCAGAAGAAUUUAAAAGAGCACUUAAUGAUUCAUUUGUUAAAAGUGUUAAUCAAGGAGUAGAUUUAUUAACUACUGGAAUUGCUUCUGGUGUUAAAGGUAUCUGGACAACUCCAUCUACAAUGUAUCAAAUGGCAAAAGAAAAAUCAAGUUUAUUAGGUCCAAUUGGUUUUGUAAGUGGAAUAGUUGCUGGUGUUACAGGAGUUGUAGUAAAACCAAUUGAUGGUGUUUUUGGAUUAGUUCAAAAUUUAGGAAUGGGAAUAUCAGGAGAGACAUGUGGUAAUAUUGCAGAAGAUAGAAUUAGAUUUCCGUGGUAUGUUGCUGGUGGUUCAUAUAAUGAAAAAAGUGCUACUGGAUGGUCUAUGAUGAUGGAGUGUAAUGAAGGGAAGUACCAACAUUUAAAAUAUUUUGAUUGUGUUAGAAAAGUAAGUGAAAGAAAGAUUGAAGUAAUUGUUAUUACAGAAACUCAUCUCUUAUUUAUUACAAAAAAUUCAGGAGAAAUACCUUAUUUACAAAAAAUUAUUCCUUUUGAAUGUUUUAAAGGAAUAUUUACACAAAGUCUUUCUUUAAUACUUUUUUAUUAUGAAAAUAAUAAAUUAUCUGAUUUAGAAAUUAUUGGAUGGACACCUAUUGAAUCAAAUGCAUUAAGAAUGAUUAUUGAAAAUAAUCCAAUUAAAAUAUCAAUUAAUAAAGGAACGUUAUUUUUAAGAUCUAUACCUAAAUCAUAA